UUACGUACCAAAGUGGAUCACACGUGCCUACUGCCACGUGCAUGCAUCACUCAACGGCGCGAAUAGACUCAGAUGUGGACAUGAACCCGGAGGAGGACAUGGACAUAAAAGACCAACUGGAGGAGCUGGCCUUUGAACCUGUGGCUCAGCUCACUAAUGAAUUGCAAGAUAUUUUCAGUGUUGACCCUGUUGAACUUAAAAAGGAAGAGGGCCCACAAGACGUUAAACAAAGGGCAUUGAAAGAACAAUGGUUGACUUUGAAAAAGGAAACAUUAAUGAAAGAAAAAAAGAGGCAUGAUGUUGCUUUUCAAACAGAGAAGGCUAAGCUUGAGAUGACCAAAGAGGCAUACAAAGCACAGAUUAAAGCAAUAAAAAGAGUAACUGAUGCAGAAGAGUGUCAACUAUUUUUGCUUCACAAACAACUUGAAGUCAGCCAGAGAUGCCAUGAGAGUUACCUCAAUGAAAACAAGAAAAGGGCUGAAAAUGCUUUAUUUGGGAUUCAAAAGGCAAGGGAUACAGAGCUAGCGUUGGAUGAGCUGAGUGAGGCUUUGAUUGAAGAAAGAAAGAGCAUUGAGAGAGAUAUUGAGCGCAUUGAUGGUGUUCUGAGUCUGUAUACUCACUGCAAAGAGGUUCUAUAUAAAGUGUCUGUAGUCAAAUGGCAGGAGACGCAGACAACAAAACAGACAAGUGGAGUCAAAGAUGAUAAUUCCCUUGCACUUUUCAUGUCCGCACCAGAGUACCUAUUGGACAUAAAAACAGUGAUGACAGAGCAGAAUCUCUCUCUGAUUCGAAACGCUCACAAAGUGGACGAGACACUGGCGGAGCUCAACCAGGCCAUUGUAAACAUUUUAGCCAAGACGAAGGAGGCUGAUGAAAAACAAAAAGUGCAGAUUCUUGACUUGACAAAGAGAGUUGAUGCAAUAAAGUCAAGUACAGCAAAGCUAAAACAGAGAGUAAUUUUGUAUGACUCAAUUAAAACAGCCAAUGAGGACAUAAUGUUGGAUGCUUUGGCAGACCAGGUGUCUAAGAAGUACACUCAGUGCAUGGACAAGUGGGCACAGUGCCUUUUGACCACCCUGGAGAAGGUAGCCAACAUCGAGAGGCGAGUGGUCACCCUCUUGGAUCAGCUGGAGAGCAUCCCUGAUGAUUUUGUGGAAACAAUGUUGAAAAUUAAGGAAAGUGAGAAGAGAAUCAGACAACAAGAAGAGCAGCUUCGACUAGAAAGACAAAAACAAGAGGAAAGAGUCAAGAAGUGCAUGGACAGAACUUUCAAGGAUCCUCCCAAAAAACUGGGAAGGAAGCUUAUGCCUCGCUGUAUUCCUGUUGAUAGUCAUGCCAUAGAAGAAGUACAUGUAGAGUCUGAGGAGGAUGAGCAAGAGGUCUUUCUGUUUGGACCCAAGAACACUGAAUAAAGUCAGUUUAAUGAGACUAAUUCAUCCAUCGUGUACAGUUUACUUUUAAAAUAUUUUCAUCAAAUUGAUUUAUGAAGAAGCUUAAAUGACUGAACACGUCUUCAAAUACUCAUGUAUUGGGAAACAACACCUAUUUGGGGACAGAGUGGAGACACUCUAGCUUGGUCCUUUGCAUAAAAACGUAAUAAUUAUAAUAACUGUAUGGAUAAAUUAUGUAAUUAAUAAAACUAAAAGGCAGCAAAAGAUUAUCUCAAAUUUUAAUUUAGUUGUGAAUUACCAUAGCUUUUCUAUUGAACGUGCUGGAAAUCCACACACCUAAUUGCCCAUUUAUUAAAAAGAGCCUUUGUUGACAGGUUCCAGGGACAAGUUUUAUUGUAACCCUACAAAAAACACAAGGUGAGAAAAAUACAAAUCAAAUAUAAUGCAAAAAGGUUCUCUUCUCAUACAAGUUUAUCAUACAUGAUACAAG
Boleophthalmus pectinirostris (great blue-spotted mudskipper) is the source of this 1881-nucleotide messenger RNA. RefSeq names its product cilia- and flagella-associated protein 100-like. The transcript is spliced from 13 exons. Bases 42 to 1412 code for a protein of 456 amino acids. The record is from RefSeq and is a predicted model, not a curated record. Lineage: Eukaryota; Metazoa; Chordata; Actinopteri; Gobiiformes; Gobiidae.